Molecule: messenger RNA, 1608 nt
Organism: Epithele typhae
Lineage: Eukaryota; Fungi; Basidiomycota; Agaricomycetes; Polyporales; Epitheliaceae
Product: alpha/beta-hydrolase
Exons: 14
Coding region: 1-1608 (535 amino acids)
Source: RefSeq, a predicted model, not a curated record
AUGCGUUCCUACGCGUUUUUCCUCUUACAAGCUGCCUUGGUCUGGACGGCCCCGACGAUCCAGCUUGACAACGCGACGGUCGUGGGCGUCUCGGAUGGGACCACGAGUUCCUUCUAUGGCUUACCGUACGCCAAGCCUCCGGUGGGUGACCUGCGGUUACGCGUUCCCGAGCCAAUAGACCCGUACACUGGCACGAUCAACGCGACAGCAUUCGGCGACCUCUGCUUCAACUUCGACAACGAGACUGGAACGCCGCCGCCAUGGGUGACGCCUCAAGAGGGCGCCUACCUGCACACGCUGGACGCAAUCCCAGUAACAUCUACCUUCAGCGAGGACUGCUUGAAUCUGAACGUGAUUGUUCCGGCCAACGCGGACCGGGGAGACGCGUUUCCCGUAGUGGCGUACAUAUUCCUGGGGGCUUUUGCGUUUGGAGGCAGUUCAGCCGUCGACGGGCGCAUCAUAGUCAACCGCUCUGUGGCACUCGGGACGCCUGUGAUAUUUGUGUCCAUGAACUAUCGCCUAGGACCGUACGGCUUCCUGCCGGGGACCCAAGUCAAAGAUGCGCAGGCUGGAAACCUGGGGAUGCAGGAUCAACGCGAAGCGCUGCGCUGGAUCCAGCGGUACAUAUCCGCCUUCGGCGGAGAUCCCAGCAGAGUUACUCUAUUGGGCCUCAGCUCCGGCGGCGUUUCGUCCGCGAUGCACGCCAUCGUCAACAACGGUGACACCGAAGGCCUCUUCCACGGGAUAUGGGCGGAGUCGGGCGCCAUCCAGCCGGUGGGCCCAAUCGACCUUGCGCCUGCGCAGGCGACGUACGACCGCUUCGCAGCCGCGCUCAACUGCACCAACGCGGUAGACAGCCUGGAGUGUAUACGUCAUGUUCCUACCGACGCGUUAAAUGCGGCGGGGCAGGCACUGGGCGUGUGGUCGCCGCACGUGGAUGGGGAGUUUAUCACGGAUCUCCCGCAGAAGCUGCUCGUGAACGGUGGUGCAGCGCGUGUAUCCGUCGUGGUUGGCAAUGCGGAGGACGAAGGGACCGCCUUGACAAUUUCCUACCCUGCCAUUUCGAACGACACCGAGUUCGCGGAGACGAUCCGGGUGGCAUACUACGCCAACAUCUCCGACGCACAGAUGGCACGGCUUCUCGCCCUCUAUCCCAACGACCCAGCGCUGGGUGCUCCGUAUCGGACCGGCGACCAGAACGUUCUCACGCCGAUGUACAAACGCCUGGCGUCACUCGCGGGGGACGUCGGGGUGGAUGCGGUGCGAAAGGUGUUUGCGCGGUCGUUCGCAGCGCAGGGAGAGAAUGUGUGGGCCUACCGCUACGCGCGCAACCGGGACGUCAUCCCGGCGUUCGGAACAACACAUGGAUCCGAGAUCCCGAACAUGUACGGGGGUGGGGAUAUGACUGACCUCCUCAUCAACUUCGUGAACACGCUCAAUCCGAACAUUCCGACUUCGAAGCUACCGUGGCCAAGGUACAGCCUUUCGAACCCAACCCUGCUCGAGUUCAUCGGUAACUCAUCGCUACGGCUCAUCCCGGACACGUAUCGAGAGGAGCAGAUCGAGUACCUCAUGCAGCUCAACCUGCAGCACACUUGGCCGUACUGA